AUGCUAAAGAAAACUGUUGUUUGGGCCCGAGUCCCAACUGAUCCUGGCCCAUUUCUUACGGCCCAUUUGAAGCUAUUCCAGAAAAGAACCGAAAGGGAAAAUCAUUGUCGAUCUUUAACAAUUAACGAGAUGUCAUAUACCAGGAGGUCAAGGUAUUCCCGUUCUCCUUCCCCUAGCAAGAGCGAGGACAGGUCUGUCUCAAGGUCCUUGUCAAGGAGCAGAUCAAGGAGUCCCGACUCAAGUGAUGCUGAGAAUCCGGGAAAUAAUUUGUAUGUGACUGGACUUUCGGCACGAGUUUCAAAGAGAGAGAUUGAGAAGCACUUUUCAUCCGAGGGAGUGGUGGAAGAUGUUCACCUUGUUGUUGAUCCGUGGACACGGGAAUCUCGUGGGUUUGCAUUUGUUACCAUGUCCACUUUGAAAGAUGCUGAUCGCUGCAUUAAGUACUUGGACCGCUCAGUUCUUGAAGGCAGGGUCAUAACAGUGGAGAAGGCUAGAAGACGGAGAGGCCGUACACCUACUCCAGGAAAGUACCUCGGGCUGAGGACUCACGGGCGCCAAUCUCGUAGCUACUCUUCUGGCUCUAGGAGUCGUAGCAGAUCAUAUUCUCCUUAUUACAGUCGGCGGCGACGAUCGUACUCUCCAGAUGAUAGACGCAGGUCAUACUCCCCAUAUUACAGCCGUGGAAGGUCUUAUUCACGAUAUCGGUCUCCAUCAUACAGCAGGAGUCGCUAUCGUUCUGUUUCAAGGGACUACACUCCAGAUGAUCGAUAUUACAGAAGCAGGAGAUACCGAUCUAUUUCUCGUAGCAUAUCACCAAGGUAUAGGAGGACUUCCAGGAGACGUUACUCACCAAGUCCCUCACCAAGGCGUUCAAGGAGGAGUUGCUCGCGCAGUAUCUCGCCGAGGUACACUAAUAGAAGCCACUAUCGAAGUGUUACACCAUCUCCGAGGAAGAGCUCUAGGCGGAGUUACUCUCGUAGCGUGUCUCCCAAACCAAGUGGCAUCUUAAAGCGAAAUGAUUCUCAUGCUUCCCGUGAAGUAAGCAAAAGCUCAAAGAGGAGUGCAUCCGGUGGUCCCAGUGGAUCUCACAAACGAGCAUACUCACGUGACAGCCGUUCUUCAAGAAGACAUUCUAGGAGCCCUAGUGGCAGUUCAUCAUCUAGACCAGUUACUCCCGAGUCUGCUUCACCUUAG
This is a messenger RNA of Fraxinus pennsylvanica, 1194 nucleotides long. The record is from the annotation of a GenBank genome assembly. Lineage: Eukaryota; Viridiplantae; Streptophyta; Magnoliopsida; Lamiales; Oleaceae.